This is a messenger RNA of Syngnathoides biaculeatus (alligator pipefish), 8821 nucleotides long. It is a transcript of the gene arhgef12a, whose product is annotated as Rho guanine nucleotide exchange factor (GEF) 12a. The transcript has 41 exons. Gene Ontology annotation, molecular function: guanyl-nucleotide exchange factor activity; G protein-coupled receptor binding. Gene Ontology annotation, biological process: G protein-coupled receptor signaling pathway. Gene Ontology annotation, cellular component: cytoplasm. NCBI's taxonomy places the organism in Eukaryota, Metazoa, Chordata, Actinopteri, Syngnathiformes, Syngnathidae. Bases 1330 to 5619 code for a protein of 1429 amino acids. The record is from RefSeq and is a predicted model, not a curated record.
AUUAAGCAUCACAAUUUGGCGUGUAUACGAAGGGUGUCAUGUAUGCGUACGAUUUAUUGACAAAUAAAAUAGUGAUGCAGUAAUUGCUUUUAACUCUGUUUCAGACAGGUUUCGUUUUUUGAGUGUAUUUCGGAAGCCGGGAUGCUGCAGGAGUUUUCCCAUCUCCCGGCGGAAGUGGCUGCUGGAAGUUUUCGAUUGCGGCGGCUAGCAAGCUAGGGCGUUGCUAGGGCACUCACAGUUUCUUUUUUUAUUUUUUGUAAACUCUCGUACAAAUGACGCCAAGCGUUGGGAGAAAAAAUUGCGAGCGUCCCUGAAAGUUUUAACGGCUGUUCGGCGUUUUAGUUCACCGUUAGUGACUCACGGGAGAGUGCUUGUUACUUUCUACCCGUUUAGCUUGGCUGCCUAGCCUAGCCCGCUUUUUCAUCCACGGGAAGGAAUUGUGCGGAGAGACUGACUGACUCCGUUCUGCUAACAUGGAGUCAAGGAGCGUCGAGCGCCGCUAACACACACUUUGCCCGCAUUCUCUUCUCAUCCCUGGAGACUAUUUUUUCCCAGAGGACCUGGACGUAAAAAGGCUACUGGACAUUUAUAUAUGUUUUUUUUUUCUUCUCGUCGGGAUUCGGACUUUCCUUACUUUGCAGUGUAAACAAGGGCACACGACGAAAAGUCCCCCCCCCCCCCCACACCCAGUACAGUUCAUCUGUUUUGUUAGCGUGAAGCUAGCUAGACUGGACUCUCAUCUCCUUUGACGAUUCUCUCAAUCAAGCUUCUAGAUGAUAUACAUUUUUAAUUUUUUUUCUUCGUGCUCGUUUGUUUUAAACAUUACGGUAUCGAACGACUCUGACUCUGCAUGGUAACGGCUGAAUCGGGCAGGAGAAACCAAACCGCAAACUCCCGACUGGAGGAAUUUGUUGGAUCUCUAAGGGACGUUGAGUCCCCAUUCGAGCCUAGUGAAGGUGGUACCAGUCGGACUGAACCGCCACGCUGUCCGUAACGUUGGAUUAUCCGAAAACUGGGAUGUGAAUGCGAGGCUUCCACGCAUACAACUUGGGCCAGCAGUGUUAUUUAUCACCGAUACCCAGGCCCUAAUUCAUUUUUACGGUCUGCACCAUUUUAAUCCUCUUUGCGGUGACCCACUUCUCCAUUACAUUUAGGAUAUUUGCUGUUGGCAUCUCUGCUUGCAUCUUCCUUUUAUAUGUAUUUUAUUGUAUUUUUUUUUAACGGCCAUUUGUCACGAAUGCCAGUGAAGGACGCUCCACCAAGUCGCCUCGUCACACUGGAAAAUGUCAAUCGGAUAUAAUUCCCUGCAAAUCUAGAACCGGAAGCCCAAUGAGUGACACACAGUCCAGCUUCACUGACAGGUUUCCCAAGAAAGCAAACAGAACUAGCAGCAUUCUCAGCAAAGACCACCCCCCGGACAAGAAACCUAAAAGUGACAAAACCUCACUUCCCUCAAAUGAGUUUGACCCAACAGUACGGCUGAAGUUUCUGGAAUCAAAAUGCUCCGCACCACAUGAUGGAUUAUCUCUGAAUGAUGCAAAAACACAAGCUCUGGUGGUGCAGAAGAGUGGCAGCAGCAGUUUGCUAGCAGAGGGGAAGCCUGAGUCCUGUGGUCUGGUCCAGCGAUGUGUCAUCAUCCAGAAAGACGAAAAUGGCUUUGGGCUCACAGUCAGUGGCGACAAUCCGGUGUUUGUGCAGCUCGUCAAAGAAGAUGGAGCUGCAAUGCGAGCUGGCGUUCAGACAGGAGACAGGAUCAUCAAGGUUAAUGGAACCCUGGUGACACAUUCUAACCACAUUGAAGUGGUGAAGCUUAUCAAAUCGGGGUCCUAUGUGGCCCUCACGGUACUGGGUCGCCCUCCGGGGCUUGCCCAGAUCCCCCUGUCUGAAGCAGAGUCUGAAAUGCUGGGCGUUAGCAUUUCCUCUCCAAAUUCGCCUGCAACCGAACGCCCAUACAGUCCUCAUGAUCAGCUCGCCUCCACACCUCAAUGGGCAAUGAAGGAGGAGCACAGCAGAAACCCCUCCCCCAAACUACUGAAAGACAACCAGGAAGCUAAGAAAAACAUUCCACAGCUGCAGGGUCAGCUCUACAAGGCCACCGGUGCAACACAGGAGGCUGCUCCAGGUGGUGAUGCAGAUGAUGGUAGCAUGUUUGAGACUGAGCACACUCUUUUGGUGGGAGAUCAAAGUGCUGACUUGGCCUGGAACAGCACACCUAUUUCUGGGUUUGGACUCGGCUCUCCAGAGAGUCUAUGCCAGAGGGAGUUGUCCUGUCCCAGCCCGAAGAGCACACCCAGGAAUAGCUUCAACUCCUGCCACUCCCCAGAGACUGAGGAUGCCACUGAUCUGGACUCACUGUCUCCCACCACCGUCAACAGUCCCUCUUCUCGCCUCAUCUCACAUAUCAUUGGAGCUGAGGAUGAUUAUUUUGAUUCUGACCAAGAGCAGACAAAUGGCCAGUUUAACCGUUUUACCAGCAUUGAGCAGCUCAAGUCUCGACCCGCCCACCUCGCAGCCUUCAUGCAUCACGUCAUAUCUCAAUUCGAUCCAGCCCCAGUGCUGUGCUACCUCUAUGCUGACUUGUACAAGCAGACCAACUCCAAAGAGACCAGACGGGUGUUCAUGGACCUCCAUACCUUCUUCAUUGAUCGGGGAGCACACUUGAAAGUGGCAGUUCCUGAAUCAAUUUCUGCAGAUCUUGACCGGCGGCGGACAGAAUUAAUCCCAGAGGAAAUAAACAGACAGCAUGUUCAAACACUGCAGGAUUCUUUGCUCCCUGACAUUCAGAAGAACCUUGAGGAUUUCAGACAAAAGCGCAGUAUGGGCCUCACUGUUGCUGAAGUGGAGCUGGGAAGGCUGGACCAAGAAUGCGUGAGAGAUCGUGUCACACUCGAGCGUGAACGCUCUUAUGCUGAAAAUAUUAUUACCAAGAUAGAGGAUAUCCUGGUUACUGCUCAGACGACAGAAGAGGAGAAGUGCACGACAAUGCAGUAUGUCAUUUAUACAUACAUGAAGCACCUUGGUGUGAGGGUCAAGGAACCUCGCAGUCUGGAGUCAAAACGGGUCCGGAUCAACUUCCUUCCGAAGAUUAAGAAAAGCAUCAAGACAGAAAAGGAUGGCGAAGAAAAGGUGAAGAAGCCCAGAUUUCCCAGUAUCCUUGGACCUCAGCGUCGGCCAAGCCGCAUUGAAGCCACAUCAGUGGGCAAAGCCCUUGAUGGUCGGCCCAAGCCUCAGAAGCAGUUGUCUCAGCCUAGUCUUGGGGUCGGCGAGCAAACAGAUGGUGGUCGUUUAAGGGGCAGCCAAUCCAGCGAGGGCUCUGAGCUCAUACACUCCAUGUCUCUCACCACCUCAUCCCCAAACAGCACUACCUUCAGUUCUGACAUGAGCCGAGACACAGACUUGGGUGGGACUGCAACUUCAGGACCCACCAGGCUGAGCGACGGUCUUCAGGCUGACCCUCUUGAUGGGUUGCCAUACCCAGCAUCGCACUUUGAUCUUUACGGCCUGGACCAACUCCAGGAGGAUGACAGAGAAACUGACAGAACCCAUGAGGGAACGCCCAAGGCAAUUAGAAGACUCGAGGGACUGUGUCCUGCCGAUGUCCAAAGCGAGGAUGACCAGGGAACAGACUCUGAGCAUGACCCCCUUAACUGGCAGCAGCUGGUGGGACGCGAGGUUCUGGCGGGUCUCAGGCCUCUUGAAAUCAAGAGACAGGAAGUUAUUAAUGAGUUAUUUUAUACGGAGCGUGCACACGUGCGGAUGCUGAGAGUUUUGGAUCACGUCUUCUACCAGAAGCUUUCAAAAGAUUCCAUCCUGCCUCCUGCUGACAUCAAACACAUCUUCACCAACCUGGAGGAGAUUCUACAACUGCACGUUUCCAUUCUGGAGCAAAUGGCAGCAGUUCGGAAGCGGAACGAGUCAUCAGUCAUUGAUCAGAUAGGAGAUGAUUUGCUCUCCUGGUUCAGUGGCGGAGAGGAGGAGAAGCUCAAGCAGGCCGUUGGGACGUUCUGCAGUAAUCAGCCCUUUGCUCUGGAGAUUAUCAAGACGAAGCAGAAGAAAGACUCGCGCUUCUUUUCAUUCAUGCAGGAGGCGCAGAGUAACCGAUUGUGCCGGCGACUGCAGUUGAAGGAUAUUAUUCCUGUUGAGAUGCUGAGGUUCACUAAGUACCCCUUGCUGCUGGACAACAUCUCUAAGUACACAGAUGGUGCAGUGGAGAAGGACAAAGUGAAACAGGCAGCUGAAUGUUGUCGAAAGAUCCUCAAUCAUGUAAACCAAGCUGUUAAGGAAUCUGAAGACAAGCAGAGGCUGGAGGACUAUCAGAAAAGACUGGACUUGUCCUCCCUGAAGCAGACAGACAACCCAAUGAUCCUGGAGCUUAAGAACUUAGAUCUAACCAAGAAAACCAUGGUGCAUGAGGGGCCACUGUCAUGGAAAGUGAACAAGGACAAGAUCAUUGAACUGUACACUCUCUUGUUGGAGGACAUCCUAGUCCUGCUCCAGAAACAAGAUGAUCGCCUCAUCCUCAAGUGUCACAGCAAGAACUUGGCAGGCACUGCCGACACCAAACACAUCUUCAGCCCUAUCAUCAAGCUCAACACCGUGCUGGUGCGCUCCGUGGCUACAGACAACAAGUCCUUCUUUGUUCUUUCCAUGUCUGAGAAUGGUGCACAAAUCUACGAGCUCAUGGCGUCCACAGUCUCGGACCAGAGAACGUGGCAGAAUUUGAUCACGCAGCGAGCCGAAGCUAUGAAAGUCAAACCCCACACUGUCAUACCUCUACCUCAGACAGAUGAGGAGCGAGACGGUGUGGAGAUCAUCACAGCCGGUGUCUCCAGGCUGAGUAAAGAUCCAGACCGCACGUCUACUGGCAGCACUCAGUCCACAGAUAAAGAGAGCAGUCCACCUGUGAGGCGGGUGACACCAAGCCCCUUACCCGCAAGCAAUCCUUACGAGGCAAGGAAGGCAGAGGAAGAGGAGGAGGAAGGUUUUGUGGACCCAGAGCUUCCAUACCGAGGGACCGAAGAUUGCAGCGCAGACUCUUUUAACGUGUUUCCCUCCAGAGCAGAUGAAGCGCUGAAAACAUUGUCUGCAUUAAAGCAAGUGUUGGUGACCCAGCUCAUGUCACAGGAGGCUGCAGAGCGAACCAAGCGCUCAACGGGAGCUCGCCUCCUUAGGACCACCUCCCUGAGGACGCCAGUAGAGAAACGUGUGAUGGUCCACAAUGGUUCGGAGAAGAACACCUCCCAGACCGAGGACCCCAGCCAGGACUUGGGCUCUGGCGACACCGGAUUCUUUGAUUCCCCUGAAGAUUAUGCAGGAUUUUUAGUCCUGGAAGGAUAUGGCGGGCCGGGGGAGAGCAGCACCGACGAUGAAUUGUCGCCUGCAGGGAAGCAAUUGAGCGUGUCGCAAGGCUGCGCCGCCGACUCGGGGAUUAAUCUGAGGUUCUCCUCAGCGUCGCACGCUGGCAGUCUCUCAUCUUUUAGCAGACAAAUCCUGUCUUACCUGCGAAACCUUCAGGCCAACCUCAACCACCUCAAGGAGGUUGAAGCCAGGUACAAUAAUCUGCGUCAUAGGCCGGAGAGAUCAAGCACACACUCAGAUGGAAACAAAGAUAAGAGAUAGUGGACGUCUCGCCUACGCCUUCUGUGGGGGGGGGGGAAUUCAACAAGUUGUAGUAGUUCCGCUACCGCCCUUGUUUGUCUGUGUGUGUGUCCUGGACAUAGUGGACGUUCUAUAAGCUUGUCCUCCCACUGCUGACUCAUCAUUGCCCCCCACCCCCCAUCAUCCUUGUUGCCACCAAGAGCAAGAGACUUGAAAGGGGCAGAGUUGCCUCCUCAUCAGCACAAGGCAAUCAACCAUAUUUCCACCUAACACCUCCCUGCAAAAAAGAGAACUUAUACCAAAAUGUACAAAGAUGUGGGUUUAUAUACAGUAUGUAUAUAUAUAUAUAUAUAUAUAUAUAUAUAUAUAUAUAUAUAUUUAGAUGUAUGAAACACAAAGCAAGAAGAGGAAAAAAUUAAGAUAAUGUAUUAAGAUGUUUUUUUAUCCCAAGAUGUAUUUAUUUUCUAUUUGUUUUUUUUUUUUUUUUUUUUUUUUUUUUUUUUUUUUUAAGAAAAUGUGUUUCUUGCAUUGCGUGCAUGCUGUUGCUACUUUGGCUGCCUCUUUUUCUUUCUUCAGUCACACAGGCUUGAUGUGUUAGCAAGGUUCACCCCGCUUGCAGUUGAAUGCCACUGAAAGAGGCUCAUGUAUAGACCCCGCAACCCCCCAUCUCUGUGUUGUCUUCAAAAUCAAAAUGGAAGUAUUCAUACAUUAUACCUGUGGCAUUGAACUAGAAUGAAGAGUCACCGGGGCUCUGAUCUGGUCGUUUUGCUUUCUUCCUCCUCACCCCCUUAUGGAUAGUGAUGAACAAUAACUCAGAAAAAUGACAUAACACUUAUUGAUCCAAUGCCAAAAAAAAAAAAAAAAACUGACAUAAGAGCCAAUCAUUCAGCAGCAGGCUGGUUGGCAGGGGCUGCUGUUUGCAUUGACCUGGGACAGUCAUUGAUGUCAAAAUUCUUUGCAUACAGCUCCAAAAUUAUUUGAUAUCGACUAUAAAUUAGCAUAUGGUCGCAGCACGUAAUUACAUGGCUCGCGUCCUUUGCAUAGCAACUCUCGGAAAGACCCAGCAACCUACGACAGAACCGCAAGCGUUUGGCUGCAUGGAGAAGGCUAACAGCUAAGUAAACACUAACCCCUGCAGAACACAUGUUCUUUUGCUAUGUUCACUCAUUGGAUAACAGAUUAGAUCAACUGCAGAUGGAAUAAACAUCAAAACAUACAAUUGCUCUCCUGCCUUCAUCGGGGCCAGCGCAAGUCCAUAUUCACAAAUUACGCUCGUCUGCCAGCUAGUUUAGGAGCAAACCCCCACACCCGACCCGUCAGACAUGUCUUCGCUCACCUACAAAUUCAAAUGUUUUAUAAAAAAUAUUAACAUGAAUGACUGCCCGUUCUUAUCUUGUUUUAAAUAGAAAACGAAUAUUGGAACCUGUGCAUUAUUCAAGUUUGAGAAAAAAAGUUCAUUGUCAGUACUGUACUAUAGUUGUGCUUUCCUCUUGACACAAAGCUAGACAGCCAGUGAAAUGAACUAAUAAAAAAAAAAAGCUUUGUACACGAGGCAUUCUUUUCUUGCUUUUAUGGAGAUCUCUUGUGUUGAAUCAGAUGUCAAAAGUGAAAUGCUCUUCCAGUGCUGGCAAACCAAGCGAUGCUUUCGGAGAUGACAAUUUUACCCCAGAUGAUUUAACAGUUGGCACUAUGAAAUAUGCACUCUGAAAGCAACAUUUUUAGUCGUCACACACACCUUAUUUGAACUUAAAGACAGUUGUGAUUGCACAAUAACAGUCCAUUCAUACAAAUAUCUCAUUUCAAUUGUACUUGUGUAUUGUGACAAAAUUACACGUGAUCAAGAUUUUUAUUUGAAGAAAGGCAGUCUAUGAUGUAUCCCGUUUGAUAUAAAACAUCCAUCCUUUUUCUAUACCGCUUAAAUUCACUCGGGUCACGGACGUGCUGGCGCCAAUCUCAGCCAAUUGGACGAGAUGCGGGGUAUACUUUGAACCGGUCAGUGGCUGGCGACAUACAAAUAACCAUGUGCACUCAAAUUCACACCAGGCGUCAAUUUAGUAUUCAAUUAAGCUACCAUGCAUUUUUGGGGGGUGUAGGAGGAAACCAACCCAGACGUAGGCAGAAGAUGCAAACUCCACACAGACGAGGCCGGGAUUUGACUAGGUUUCCUGAACUGUGAUGCAAAUGUCCCCACCGUGCUGACUAUUGGAAUGGCAAGGUCAGCUUCGUUGUUUUGUAUACUGCCAACAUUUGUGUUUCAGAUCAAAAGAUGGAUAUAAGACAAACAUUGAGAAUUUCUGCUUUUAUUUCAUGGCAUUUACAUCUAGAUGUGUUAACUCGGGACAGAGCACUUUUUGUUUGGGUUGUGAAUUUUUUUUUUUUUUUCCUGGGGCGUUUGGGGUUAGAGAAAACAAUUGAGAACCAACUCGACUAAAGUAUAGUGGAGGUAAUGUCGUGGUUUAGAUUUGCAUGGCAGCCUCAGUAAGGGGCUCACUUUUAUUGUUGAUAUAACUCAUGAUGUAGCAGCAGAAUGAAUUUGGAACUAUACAAAAGAAUUUUGUAUUGCAAUUUGUGCCAAGACAGCAGCCGUCGUUCACAUCUGUGUCGUUUGAUGAACGUACUUGAGCACAAUUUAAAGACAUUGAAACUAAUCAAGCCAAUAACCCAAAACAGACUGCCAACACAACAAACAAAAGGCUUCAUCAGGGGGGAAACAUUGUCAGGUUUUAGACUGGCUCAGUCAAUCAUUGUAUCUUAAAUCAAUAGAGCAUGCAUUUUACCCCCUGAAGGGAAAAGCUCAGUAACAAGACCUGAAAAGAGGCUGCAGUAAAGGCCUGUUAAAGCAUUUCAAAUAAAUCAUGCCACAGUCUGUUGAAGUCAAUGGGUCGCAGGGUUGAUGUAACUGUUGAUAGGUUUCCAAUCCGCCAUCUUGUGUGUCAUUGAGGUCAGAGAACACAGGUGAUAGGUGAAGCAUUUUUUUUCUAUUGUUAAUUUGUCCGAUUGACCUAAGAGUUAUGAUGUCCUAGAAAAGGGGAAUCCUGGUACUGUGGUGACAUGAUUGGAAACCUAUCCAUUGUAAAAGUUAUGCCAAAAAUAUGAAAUGGUUUGCUCACUUAUAAAGUGGGGGCUUCCAACAAUAGGUCCUUCGUCCAGAGUUAACACAUCUGCAUCUACCCAUGAAAUAAAAGCUGGAAUUCAGAACUUUUGUGUCAAAUUCAUAUUUCAA